Messenger RNA from Didymodactylos carnosus, 1080 nucleotides. NCBI's taxonomy places the organism in Eukaryota, Metazoa, Rotifera, Eurotatoria, Philodinida, Philodinidae. The record is from the annotation of a GenBank genome assembly.
AUGGCAGUGAAACAGAGCGACAGUACAACAAAAUUAUGUGAUAAUGAAGUAAACCUUACGACAACAUGUAGUUCAGAUAUCGCAAGUUCAACAACUUGUAGUCCGGGAGAGAUUGUAUCCGGCACAGUUUCUUCCACUCAAACAAAUGUGCCAUCUACAGUAUCCGCUCCUGCUGCACCCGCCAAUGGUAUAACAAGUAAAACUUCGAGUCGAUCAAGUUUAAGUGAUAGUCCAGAUAUCUGCCGUAUUUGCCAUUGUGAAGGAAUAGAAGAGCCACUUAUAUCUCCAUGUUAUUGUAUCGGAACUAUGCAAUAUCUUCAUCAAUCAUGUUUACAGCGUUGGAUUAAAAGUGCCGGAGUUAAAUCCUGUGAAUUAUGUAAAUUUGAAUUUAUAAUGCAUGCUGAAAUCAAACCAUUUAAACAGUGGCAAAAACUAGACAUAAAUGUUAUUGAACGUCGUAAAAUAAUGUGUUCUGUUGCAUUUAAUUUACUUGCUGUUACAUGUGUUCUAUGGUCAUUAUACGUUUUAAUUGAAAAGACAAGAGAAGAAGUCAAAUUAGGAAAAUUAGAAUGGCCAUUUUGGACUAAAUUGAUUGUAGUAGCAAUUGGAUUUACCGGUGGUUUAGUAUUUUUAUAUGUACAAUGUAAAAUGUAUUUACAACUUUGUAUUCGUUGGCGUCAAUUUAAUCAACGUAUAAUAAUUCAUUCGAUAAGUGAACGUCGAAAUUUAACAAAAAUGUCUAAUUCAACACCUGGUCAUAUAAUAGAUUCUUAUUCUUCCAGAAAUCAAAAUCAAAAUAAUGAUUGUAUAAUAACAGUUCUAGAUGCAAAUGAUUUACCACCAAUAACAUCUUCUACAGCCAUUAUAGAUAAUGACUCUUCAUCGACAUUUCAUUCCGUAUCACUACCUGAUGAUCAACAACAACAACAACAACAACGGCAUCAUACAGUCACAGCAAGGCAUAAUAGACGAUAUCGUCCGAUAUUUUUUCGACAUUUAUUUAGAAGGAAUGAACAACCUUCAAUAAUAAUAACGACCAGAUCAUCAAUCGAUACACAUGAACAAAAUCCGUUAACAUGA